UUCUGAAAACUAUUAACUUUAGUAAACACGUGUAUUUAAUUUUCAUAAACUUAUUUUGAAAUUAAAAAUUUAUUUUACUUUUUUUGUUUAAUUUUUUGUUGCAUACUUUUUAGUAGAUUUUAUUUAAGAAAGGAUAUACAAUAAAUAAAAAUUAAAAAUGGCUAAAACAAGCUCAGCAACUAAAGCUCCUCGUACCCAAGGAUUUAACCGCUCAGCACACAGUAUGAAUCCUGAACGAAAAACGGAUAACCUUAAAGGUGUUGCAAAAGUUAGAACUAAAGCAACAAUUAAAAGACUUCAAAUGUAUAGAAAUUUUAAAGCAAAGCGUGAUAGAAAAGGUAAAAUCAUUCAAGCUGCUCCAUUUCAAGGUUGGUUGGCUUGUGGAACUCAAGCUAGAGUUGAACCUCAUCGUAAAUGGUUCGAUAACACUAGAGUAAUUGGGCAAAAUGCUUUACAAAAAUUUCAAGAAGAACUUGGUAAAGCUGUUAGAAAUCCAUAUGAUAUUGUUAUGAAACCUACUGGCUUACCGAUAACUCUCUUGAAUGAAAAAAAGAAACAUGAACGAGUUCAUAUUCUUGAAACUGAAAGUUUUGAAAGUGUAUUUGGUUCCAAGAGAACUCGUAAACGUCCAAAUUUAUAUGUCAGAGAUGAACAACAGUUGUCUGAAACAAUAAAUGCAAUAAAUGAAUCAUAUUCUGAUGAUAAAGAUUUGGAUCUAGUUAGAGAAGAUACAGGAGAGAGAAAAGCACCCCGUGAUUGGAUUAUGGCUGCUGGACAAAGUAGGCGUAUAUGGAAUGAGUUGUACAAAGUAAUUGAUUCCUCUGAUGUUGUAAUAAUGGUUCUUGAUGUUAGAGAUCCUCCUGGUACACGUUGUGCUCAUAUUGAAAACUUUUUAAAAAAGGAGAAGCCACAUAAACAUUUAAUUUUCAUUUUAAAUAAAGUUGAUCUGGUGCCUGUAUGGGUCACUCAAAGAUGGGUAGCUGUUCUUAGUUCUGAAUACCCUACAGUUGCAUUCCAUGCAUCUUUAACUCAUCCUUUUGGAAAAGGUGCAGUGAUCAAUUUAUUGCGACAGUUCACCAAACUUCAUUCUGAACGAAAACAAAUAAGCGUUGGUUUCAUUGGAUACCCUAAUGUUGGUAAAAGUUCAGUUAUUAAUGCAUUGCGAUCUAAAAAAGUUUGUAAAGUUGCUCCCAUUGCUGGUGAAACCAAAGUAUGGCAGUAUAUUACACUAAUGAAAAGAAUUUUUCUUAUCGAUUGUCCAGGGGUGGUUUAUGAUGCAACCAAUACAGAAACUGAUACUGAAAAAGUAUUAAAGGGCGUAGUAAGAGUAGAACUUGUUCCUGAUCCAGAACAGUACAUACCUUCAUUAAUGGAUAGGGUUAAAGAAGAACACUUGUCUAAAACGUAUGGUAUUGAAACUUGGACGGACGGUGAAGAUUUUUUAUCACAGCUGGGUAUAAAAACAGGUAAAUUGUUAAAAGGUGGUGAAGCAGACAUUACUCUUUGUGCUAGGAUGGUUUUAAAUGACUGGCAAAGAGGAAAAAUUCCUUACUACAAAGCGCCUCCUGGUUUCGAAGAACCUUUAUCCGCCAUAGAAAAAGAAUGUGAACCCAUUACUAAAAGAGCAGAUUUAGAUGCUGUCGAAGAAAGCGAUUCCGACGCUGAAUCAGAAAGUGCAGAGUUGCCUGUUGUAGAAGAUGAAAAUGCAACUUCUACUGAUAGUGAUGAAGAAGAAGAAAGAAAGAAAGAAAAACAAGCAAAAUUACAAGAAGCUCAUGAGGCAUAUAUGAGUAGCUUGACGAGUAAACAAAAAAGAAGCCUCAUGUUAAGAAAUAAAAGAAAGAAAGUUGGUAGUGAUUUCUAUGAAGUGACUAAUGUUAAAAACCGCAAUAGGGAUCGUAAAAUUCCUAAAACGACAAAAUAAAACUAGAUAUUUAUUCAUUUAAUGUGUUAUUCUUUUUUAAAGCAUAGAUUAGAUAACCGAGUCACUUGUACAGCUUAGUGCUAAUUAUUGAGAAAACAAAAUAUAGCUCAUAUAUUAAUAGUUGUAGACACAAA
Messenger RNA from Adelges cooleyi (spruce gall adelgid), 2058 nucleotides. It is a transcript of the gene Ns2, whose product is annotated as nucleolar GTP-binding protein 2. Bases 158 to 1924 code for a protein of 588 amino acids. Gene Ontology annotation, cellular component: nucleolus. The record is from RefSeq and is a predicted model, not a curated record. Lineage: Eukaryota; Metazoa; Arthropoda; Insecta; Hemiptera; Adelgidae. The transcript has 2 exons. Gene Ontology annotation, molecular function: GTP binding.